GUAAAAUUCUUGGGAAAAUAAGUGCUUGAAAAAAUAUAAAUAAAAUAAGAAAAAUGGCAUCACCGAUGGAAAAGGAUGACCUCGUGAAUUUGAAGAGCUUCAUUGAGUUCGUGGACUCAAAUCCUACGGUGCUGAAUGUGCCUCAGCUUAAAUUUGUCAAGGAUUUUAUUGAGAAGUUUGGCGGCCAGGUGCCGGCUGGCGACUUCAAGAUGCCCGACGCCGCUGCAGGCGGAAAAUGCCCAUUCGGCGGCGAUGCCGGUGCCAAAUCGAAACCGGCCGGUGCUGGUGUCUCGACCCCAGACUCCGAGGGAGUCAGCAUCGAUUCCGAUGCUAGCGAAAAUGACGAGUCUGCAACGGAGUCCGAGUCCGAUGUUGAGCUGGAUAUGGAAGGCGUUAUACAGCCAGACCUUGACCCGGCCCAGCCCAUGGGCGACUCUGCCAAAGAGGUCACCGAAGAGGAGAUAGAACAGGCCGGUGAUGUGCGCGGCGAGGCCGCCAAGGCCUACGGUGAACAAAAGUUCGAGGACGCUAUCGGCCUCUACACCAAGGCCAUUGAGCUGAAUCCAGGCAAUGCCUUCUACUAUGCAAAGCGCGGCCAGGCUUUCCUCAAGCUGAAGAAGCCCAAUGCCUGCAUCCGUGACUGCGAUAAGGCCCUUGAGCUGAACUGCGACUCUGCGGCCGCCCACAAGUUCCGUGGUCGCGCCCAUCGCCUUUUGGGCCAGUUCGAGGAGGCCGCCAAGGAUCUACGCCAGGCUUGCAAGCUGGACUUUGACGAGGAGACCGAUGAGUGGCUGCGCGAGGUCACCCCAAAUGCAAAGAAGAUCGAGCAGCAUCGUGUCAAGCAGGAGCGCAAGCAGGCCGAGCGCAAAGUUAAGGAUCGUCUGCGUGCCCAGAAUAAGGCACGCAAAGAGCAGGAUAAACAAAAGGCCUCGGCUGGUUCGACAGGCGGAGCUGCUGGGGGCUUCCCUGACGGUUUUCCUGGCUGCUUUCCCGGUGGUUUCGCUGAAAGCGGCAUGUCCGGAGGUCCUAAAAUGGCCGAAAUGCUGGGCCUAAUGAAGGACCCUGAGGUGGCUGCCGCCAUGCAGGACAUUCUUGCUAAUCCGGCCAACAUUUCCAAGUAUGUGUCCAACCCGAAGAUCAUCAACUUGAUGAAGCAGGUUUUCCCGGGCUUCGACCCAAACGGAGCUGGUCCCUUUGGCCCAGGAGCCGCCUUUGGCCAGGAGAAAGAGGAAAAAGACACGCCCAGUGAUAGCAGCGAGCCGAAGACCAAAAAGGAUUCGGCGGACUUUGUCGACGAUGGCCUCGACUAAGGGUAAAGGUCAGUUUUGGAGCAGGGGAAUGUGUUGUAGCGGCAAAAACAGAAACAGAAACAGAAAUAUCCAAAAACAAGAAGAAAGGAAGGAAGACACGCAUAUAUGUACACACACACAGCAAAAUACAUAGAAGACACACACAUAUACACAUACAAUCACACACCAGCACACCACACACGAGACAGAGCAGGAUGGCAUCACAUGAGAAAUGCCAAGCCGCUAGCGCUGCCCUUGCGCGCUGGCUGGCUGCUCGCUCGGAGUUUAAUUUUUUUUUGAUACAAGUUUUUCGUAUGCCAUACCGCCAUACCUAAAGAAUGAACAGGGCGAAUAGAUUGUUUCCCCUAUUGACAACAACACAACAACAACACAUUCUUUAAAGAAACAACAACAAAGCGAAAAAAAAACUGUCGAUCGAUCUAGUUCAACUAACGCUCGAUAGGAAGAAGUCCAAAACGAAAGCAAUUACAUAUAAUAUAAAUUAGCCUUAAUUAUUGCUCCCACACACGACACUCACACACAGCAACAGCCAGAGCAGCAAAAGGUGAAAAUGAACAAAGGAAUAAAACAAACAAACGGAUGUAGGACGAAACAAGAUUUGUUAGACAAAAUUGUACUGAAAGUAGGAUUUGAUCAAUAAUUGUACUAAGCAAAUGCAUUUAGCAUACAAUACACCAUCACCACCACAAGCUCUCAUACAACCCACCCACCACAUCGGAAUGCGCUCACAUUCAGCCACUCAUAAAAAGCACACUCAUACAUAUGCAAAAACACAUUCAAUACAUCAUAUACAUGCGCCUAUUCACAUGUCAAACAUUCAUCAGCGAGAUCAAUGGAAAUAAAACAUUUGAGAACC
Molecule: messenger RNA, 2166 nt
Organism: Drosophila guanche
Lineage: Eukaryota; Metazoa; Arthropoda; Insecta; Diptera; Drosophilidae
Product: hsc70-interacting protein 1-like
Exons: 3
Coding region: 54-1310 (418 amino acids)
Molecular function (GO): protein dimerization activity; Hsp70 protein binding
Source: RefSeq, a predicted model, not a curated record